Molecule: messenger RNA, 1149 nt
Organism: Cricetulus griseus (Chinese hamster)
Lineage: Eukaryota; Metazoa; Chordata; Mammalia; Rodentia; Cricetidae
Source: RefSeq, a predicted model, not a curated record
AUGGGGAGCGGGGAACCUAAUAUUGCUGGCAAGAAAAAGAAGUACCUCAAGGCUGCCCUGUAUGUGGGUGACUUGGGCCCUGAAGUGACAGAGGACAUGCUUUAUAAGAAGUUCAGACCUGCUGGCCCUCUCCGCUUCACUAGAAUUUGCCGUGACCCAGUGACCCACAGCCCCCUGGGUUAUGGUUAUGUUAACUUCCGCUUUCCUGCAGAUGCUGAGUGGGCCUUGAACACAAUGAACUUUGAUUUAAUUAAUGGUAAACCGUUUCGCCUCAUGUGGUCACAGCCAGAUGACCGCUUAAGAAAGUCUGGAGUUGGAAAUAUAUUCAUCAAGCACUUGGAUAAAUCCAUAGAUAAUAGGACCCUGUUUUAUUUAUUUUCUGCUUUUGGGAACAUUCUUUCCUGUAAAGUAGUAUGUGAUGACAAUGGCUCUAAGGGUUAUGCCUAUGUCCACUUUGAUAGCCUUGCUGCUGCCAAUAGGGCUAUCUGGCAUAUGAAUGGAGUCUGGCUCAACAACCGCCAGGUGUAUGUGGGGCGAUUCAAAUUUCCUGAAGAGAGAGCAGCUGAAGUCAGAACCAGGGAUAGAGCCACGUUUACCAAUGUUUUUGUGAAAAACCUUGGAGAUAACAUGGAUGACGAAAAACUGAAGGAACUUUUCAGUGAAUACGGGCCAACUGAGAGUGUUAAAGUAAUAAGAGACGCCAGUGGGAAAUCGAAAGGCUUUGGAUUUGUCAGAUAUGAGACACACGAAGCUGCCCAAAAAUCUGUGCUGGACCUGCAUGGCAAGACAAUAGAUGGGAAAGUCCUGUAUGUAGGGAGAGCACAGAAGAAAAUUGAACGCUUGGCUGAAUUAAGGCGGAGAUUUGAAAGACUGAAACUAAAAGAAAAAAGUAGGCCCCCAGGAGUGCCUAUCUAUAUUAAGAACCUGGAUGAGACCAUUGAUGAUGAAAAACUGAAGGAGGAAUUUUCUUCAUUUGGAUCAAUUAGUCGAGCCAAAGUAAUGAUGGAAAUGGGACAAGGCAAAGGGUUUGCUGUCGUCUGCUUUUCUUCUUUUGAAGAGGCUACCAAAGCAGUGGAUGAGAUGAAUGGUCCAGUUCUAGGCUCUAAGCCACUGAGUGUCACGCUGGGGCAAGCCAGGCACAGGUGGUGA